AUGGAUAGUGAAUUAACAUCAUCGAUCAUCCUUUUUUCAUCUCUCAUAUUUCUUGCAUUGUUAUGGAAUGUAAUCACUCGUUCCAAAGGUGCCCGAAAUUCAUCGAUAAAUCUUCCGCCGGGGCCGAGAAAGCUGCCGGUCAUCGGGAACUUGCACCUCCUCAUCAGUUCCCGACCACCCCAUCAUAUUUUAGCCGACUUGGCGAAAAAAUAUGGGCCGCUGAUGCACUUGCAGCUAGGUGAAAUCAGCACAGUUGUUAUAUCGUCGCCGGAGACAGCAAAAGCGGUCAUGAAGACGCACGACAUCAACUUCGCUAAUAGGCCAUCCCUAUUUGCGACAAAGAUUAUAACUUAUGAGAAUUCUGACGUAGCAUUCUCUCCCUACGGCGAAUACUGGAGACAGUUGCGAAAAGUAUGCACAAUAGAGCUGCUGAGCGCGAAGCGCGUCCAAUCUUUUCGUCCCUUAAGGGAACAAGUGUUGUUCGAUAUGUGCAAAUGGAUAGCUUCGAAAGAAGGCUCGUCGAUAAACUUGACUGAAAAAGUUUCCUUGGCGACUUGUGACAUGGUUUUGAGGGCAGCCCUUGGCAAUACAAUUGAUGAACACGAAGCCAUGGCAUUCGCGGCUAAGGAAGUAUUGGAGUUACUCGGAGGAUACUAUGUCGGCGAUCUUUUUCCCUCCAUCAGUUUGUUGCAAGCAAUUGGCGGAUUUAGAGGCCGCGUGAAGAACGUGCACAAACUAUCCGAUACCAUACUCCAAAAGAUUAUCAACAGCCGAAAAGUAGCCAAACCUCAAGGCGAACAGGAGGAAAACUUAGUCGAUAUUCUCCUCAAAUUCCAUAAGGAUACCGGCCAUGAGCACCAAUUUAGUGAUAAAAACAUAAAAGCUGUGCUACAGGAUAUGUUCAUGGCUGGAAUCGAAACAUCAUCGACGGCUACAGAUUGGGCUAUGGCAGAACUAAUGAGACAUCCAAGAGUCCUUAAGAAGGCACAAGAUGAGCUGAGAUGGGUUUUCCGCGACAAGGGUUUUGUUGAUGAGUCUGACUUCGAUGAGCUAAAGUACCUAAAGUUAGUUGUCAAAGAGAUUUUCCGAAUGCACCCACCGGGGCCUCUACUGCUCCCGAGAGAAAACAAAGAGUCCUGUAAGAUCAAUGGAUACACAAUACCUGGAAAAUGUAAUGUUGUGGUGAAUGCAUGGGCCAUUGGAAGAGAUCCCAAAAUCUGGAAAGAUGCCGACAGCUUUAUACCGGAGAGAUUUCUCGACAACAAUAUUUCAGUCGAUUACACCGGGAAGAGUUUCGAAUUCCUCCCUUUUGGUUCUGGGAGAAGGAGCUGUGCUGGAAUGACAUUCGGCCUCACAAAUGUCGAAGUCCCGUUGGCAGUGUUACUCUACCACUUUGAUUGGGUUUUGCCUGAGGGAAUGAAACCUGAAGAUGUGGACAUGGCAGAACGCUUCGGGGUUGCAGCAGGAAGGAAAAAACCUCUUUUCGUGAUUCCCAAAUUGAGAAACCCUUUGCCUUCGUCAAAGUAAAAUGGAGGGACACUAUCUUACUUAA
Molecule: messenger RNA, 1552 nt
Organism: Andrographis paniculata
Lineage: Eukaryota; Viridiplantae; Streptophyta; Magnoliopsida; Lamiales; Acanthaceae
Product: salviol synthase-like
Exons: 2
Coding region: 1-1527 (508 amino acids)
Molecular function (GO): iron ion binding; oxidoreductase activity, acting on paired donors, with incorporation or reduction of molecular oxygen; monooxygenase activity
Source: RefSeq, a predicted model, not a curated record